Saprolegnia parasitica CBS 223.65 is the source of this 424-nucleotide messenger RNA. RefSeq lists its product as hypothetical. Gene Ontology annotation, molecular function: ATP binding; protein kinase activity. The record is from RefSeq and is a predicted model, not a curated record. The coding region runs from base 1 to 366 and encodes 121 amino acids. Lineage: Eukaryota; Oomycota; Saprolegniomycetes; Saprolegniales; Saprolegniaceae. Gene Ontology annotation, biological process: protein phosphorylation. The transcript has a single exon.
AUGGCGUCGAUGCCAUUGGCGUACAGCUACGGACCCAGCGCGUCUGCAAGACCGCCACGCAACUACUGGGUCGCCCCCGAGGCGCUCAAAGCCAACGAUGCGGGCGCGGCCACCGACAUUUACCAACUGGGCGUCGUCCUCAUCGAGCUCAUGUGGCGCAAAAAGCACGGCUGCAUGGACCAGUUUGCCGUAUCCAUCAUGGACGUUCAAGCAGGCACGGCGACGAACGGCCUCCUCGGCGAACCGGAUUGGUACCAAGACCUCGCGCUUCGCUGCGUGGCCCACACGCCGUCGAUGCGACCAACCGCCGCCGAGAUCGUAGGCAUCUUCGAACAACACACUGUUGAUGUACAUAUUGCCGCAUGAAAAUCGGACCUCUCCAAGUCGUGGCCAAGGGCAUGACAGACAAUCGACUCGACCUCCC